Messenger RNA from Lates calcarifer (barramundi perch), 7888 nucleotides. RefSeq names its product phosphatidylinositol 3-kinase regulatory subunit beta. The coding region runs from base 385 to 1764 and encodes 459 amino acids. Gene Ontology annotation, cellular component: phosphatidylinositol 3-kinase complex. Gene Ontology annotation, biological process: insulin receptor signaling pathway; phosphatidylinositol phosphate biosynthetic process. The transcript is spliced from 10 exons. The record is from RefSeq and is a predicted model, not a curated record. Lineage: Eukaryota; Metazoa; Chordata; Actinopteri; Centropomidae. Gene Ontology annotation, molecular function: 1-phosphatidylinositol-3-kinase regulator activity.
UCCGGCCCUUCAGGCCGACAUGGCAUCUCUCUGGAGACAGCUGUUGUUUGUUAGGCGAGGCGAGGCGAGGCAAGGCGAGGUCGGGGCACUAAGCAGCACGGAGUGUGGCUGACUGUGCCUGAGCACUGAGGAGUGCCAGUUCUGGUAUUUUAGGCAGUCAGACAGUGUCACCUGUCAGCAGACUAGUCUGGACAGAGUCUCCCACAUGGUGCAAGACUAAGCAACACAACGAUAUCUCCCUCUUGAGGCCUUGUCAGUGGGCCAGCAGUGUGUGCUGAACAGCCACAAAGUGCAGAUAGCCUCAUACAGACUGGCCUGAACUGACUUCAGGGGGUAACACUGGGACGUUGUGCGGUUGAUGUUUCAGAGUUCUUGGAGCCUGAGAUGGGCCAAAACAACAGCGAGGCUCAGUCUCACACCCUGACCACGUUCCUACAGGACCUUUCUUCCCUUGUUGACCAUGACGAUGUGUUUCCUGCCCUGAGAAACAACGUUGCCAAGGAAGGAGAACUUCAACCCAAGAACAACAUAACCAAAGCGAUGGCAGCCUGCGACUCCAGCGCUGACGACAACCAGCUGUCCGAUGCACCGUGGUACUGGGGCAACAUCUCGAGAGAGGAAGUAAACGAAAUGAUGAGAAACACCCCUGAUGGCACAUUCCUGGUCCGAGAUGCUUCAAGUCGUGUUAAAGGGGAAUACACCCUCACACUGAGAAAAGAUGGUUCCAACAGACUGAUAAAGAUUUUCCAUCAUGGGGGUAAAUAUGGCUUCUCUGAGCCCCUGGCCUUCUCCUCUGUGGUGGACCUGAUCCAGUAUUACCAGAACAAGUCACUGGCCCAGUACAACUCCAAACUGGACACACGGCUACUCUACCCCAUAUCCAGAUACCAGCAGCAGCAGGUUGAGAUGGAAGUUGACAUUGAUGCGGUUGGAGAACAGCUGAGGAUAUUUCAGGAUCAAUACAAAGAGAAGAGCAAAGAGUAUGACCGUCUGUUUGAGGAGUUUAACAACACCUCCCAGGACCUGCAGAGCAAGCGGACGGCCAUCGAGGCCUUCAGUGAAAUCAUUCGGAUCUUUGAGGAGGAGUGUGAAACUCAAGAACGCUACAGCAAGGAAUACAUCAACAUGUUCCUCACAUUGGACCACAGCACAGAGACAGACAAGAUUCAAAGCAACUCUGAUGAGCUACAGUUGAGGGUGGAGGAGAUCCACAACAGCAAGAAGAAGUUGGAGGAAGAGCUAAGAAAGAAGGCGCUGGCUCACAAGGAGGUCGACAGGAAAAUGAACAGCCUGAAGCCCGACCUGGUACAGCUCAGGAAGAUCAGAGAUCAAUACCUGCUCUGGCUCACCCAGCAAGGCACUAGGCAGAGCCAGAUUAAUGACUGGCUGGGUAUCAGGAAUGAAGAAGAAGACCCAUACACCCUGGCAGAUGAUACACAUCAAGAGGAGAGGAGCUGGUAUGUUGGUGGUAUGAGACGAAAGGAGGCAGAGGAACUGCUGAGGGGGAGGAGGGACGGGACCUUCCUCAUCAGAGACAGUCAGACUCAGAGAGGCUCCUUUGCCUGCUCUGUUGUUGUGGACGGGGAGGUGAAGCACUGUGUGAUCUACAGGACGUCCACGGGGUACGGCUUUGCUGAGCCAUACAACCUGUACUCAUCGCUGAGAGAGCUGGUCCUCCACUACCGACACACGUCCCUGAUCCAGCACAACCAGCAGCUGAAUGUAACUCUGGCCUGGCCCGCUCUCAGCCAGCAGCCCAGCUGAGACACACCAGCACGCCAACCUGAUGGCGCUUACCCAAAGCUUCACUGUAUCAGCACCGAGGACGCACCAAUAUGGACACUGUUACCAGGCUCUGACAGAGUACCGGUUAGUGCUGUCACCAUACGAGAAUUUUCACAAACAGCUUCAGUGCUAAGAUUUGAAUAUGUAAUAAUCCUGCGUUGGUAUGAUGUCACGGAAAACAAAAAACACAUCACUGAAACACUUUGCUAAGUUACUUAAAGCAGAUUUUGAGCCAUUUUCCACAGUAGUUUUAAGGUUCAUUAGGUCAUUGCUAGCUUUGUUUUUAGCUCCUGGUAUCAGUUUGCCAACUAAUUCAGGUGAACAGAGAUGCCGUUUGGAGUCCCAGGGAUUGUUUCAGAAAGACAGACUGCAGCUCUGUUCUAAUCCAUUUUCGUUUUUAAAACUAUUAUUUCUAUUGUUAAAAAUCCCAUUUAUUUGCCAUCUGCACAUACAGCUUGCAAAGUACAGCUGGGAUUAAGUACUUAGCAUUUACAGGAUUCAAGACUGAAUUAAAUAUUUUGCAGUAACUUACUGAGGUUUUAAUUUUAUUAUUUUUUUGUUUUGUUUUUAAUUUUUACUGAGGUAGUAAUGAAAAAAAAUGCCUCAUUGCAACAACAUUAAUUCUGGUAUCAGCAAAUUUCCCAAAUCUGUGCUGGUAUUAAACUUGCAACACUUUGGACAGUGAUUUAUGAAGACAAUAUCAGGGUACAAGUAUCUAACUCUCAGAAUACUAAUACAAAAGUAAUCACUUUUCUAACAAACACAAUCAAAGCAGACAUGGAAUAUUUCUCUAGUGCAGAGAUACUGAUGGAAGUUAUCCACUAAUCCACACUAGAUGUUAAUUUUAAUCUUUAAUGUUAGUUGUUUUGUUUUUUUUUCCUGAAAGGCAAGCACAAGAAAUCAUAAAUAUUUAAGAAGUUAUAUAUUAAGUUUCAUGCAGUCCCUGUCUCUAGAUUUGGCCACUCUUGCCUUAUACCGUACCUCAAACAUUUCUAAAAUAUUUCUGUCCAACAACUCAAACUCAUGCUCUUUAUUAUGCUGUAUUGGCAUGUUGAGUGCUCUGAGCAAAAUUCACUUUUUAAGCUUUGAGAGAGGUGGAUUUGUUGUGUUCCUCCAUAUACUUAGCCAGCACAUGUACAGUAUGAGUAAUGUAGAAAAAAUGAGGAGACAAACAGCACUUUAUCCAAAACAUGACAACUACAAAACACACAAGCACAGAGAUCGGAGCUGGAGAUUCAUAAUAAUGAUUUCACAUAUUGCAUAAUAACACAUUAUAAAUAAGAAAAGAUACAUAGGAAUUGAUGGAUUCUAUGUUUGAGUUUUAUUCAUGCUUUACAUACACUACAGCAUCUUUUAAAAUAUUCUGAAGGCAAAUUUGUUUUAUAUUUUUAGUUUAUAGAAAACUGUGACAAUCAAGGUAAAGUUUUGACACUCUAUGUGUUGCUUUAAGCUCACUCAUUAAUACUUCAAAGUUUUAAGGCACAAGCAAACACUGACAGACACAUCUGUGAGUUGUGUACAAGCAAAUUUUGGAAAAUCAAUCCCCCAUGAAAAAAGCAGUUUCUUAGGUGUAUGCGAGGUUUUAAAUCUGGUUUCUCCGUGGUUCUCUGAAGAGUUAUGGUUAGAGUCAGUGAUCUCAGAGCUUUGAUAAGUGGUCUGGAGAUGGAUGUAGAGUGAUAAUAUACUGUACAGGACUAAUAGGUUUCCAGUUCUGUAGGAUAUGGUUGAAAAGUGCCUUUCAAUGCUUCUGUUCCAGCCACCAUAUUCCUCUUAUAGACAACAAUGUUCUGAUGAACCAGACACUCAGGCUGUGUCUAGUCAGAUACAAAGCCACAAUAAAAACAGUAAUGUAUAGGUUAAAGAGAACUUCUUCCCCUGCAGGUUGCCAUAUUGAAUUUACAUCACACUGGGUAUGGGAAGCUGAUAAACAUGAUAAAGACUUAUAUACCAGAUGUAAUUUAUGUGACAUAAAUGUGACAUAAAUAAUCAGAAAAUCAAGAGAUAAUAAUUUGGAUGGUGUUGAACUUAAUUAGAUUAUUGUUCAGUUUUAGCCAUGAUCUGACAUGUACAGCUGGAAACUGUAACUAAAGACACAGAGUCUAAAAAUGAGUAUUAAAAUCAUAUAUCCAUGUUUAAAGAGGAGCUGUACAGAACUACUGGUACAUCAACACAGAACAACUGAAAACUGACCAGUUUUAAAAUUAUUACUAUGACGGCAGUCAUGUUAGCAACUAGCUAUCAUGGUAUAUUCCAGCUAUGGUGGACCAAACAGAGUAUAUUACCAUAAAAUGUGUACAAAUCAUGAUAUUGAAAUUUUCUUGUUAGAUAAAUGUUGGUACACAGCAGCAGAACAUACCUUUGUUUUCUUCAUAAGUGUGAGGUAUAUUCAAAAUGGUGAUAGAAAAGUACAUCUAUUAUGAUAAUUAUCUCUUGAAAUAGAAACUGUUUACGUUUCAGGCCUAUCCAGGUCCCUCCAGCCCUGGUUAGGUAACUGGGACUCCUUUGAUUGUGCACUUUGUAAGUGGAGAUGAGGUGGUGCUUGUGGGUUACAGUGAAUCAUUCAAAUUAUUUUUUAUAGAGGAAAAUACAGUAGUCAUUUAAUACACUGUAGCUCUGUCAGUGUGGGUUGCCCAUUAAAGCAAAUAAGAGUAGCUGAUUUUACAUUCUGUCACUGGUUUGAAUAGAAUAUUUUUAUUUUUCUGUUUAAUAUUAUAUACUGGUUUAAGGAGUCACUUACGUCAAACACAUGCUUGAUGCUCGUCGCGUACAAACACUUGAAGUUAUCAGUUUUGUCGGACUGUUUAUUGCCAUGAAGGGAGUUGGAAAAAUGUGCCCUAUUCCUACUUAGUGGCAGUGAAAAGGUGUAAAUGUUUGAUUCUGCAUGCCAUCGUUGUGUAACAGAUAGGUACCUAGGUAUUAAAUGUAUUACUAAUAAUUAUAAUAGGGACAUUAUGGUUGAGUACUGUUUUGAUACCAGUUCUAACUAAGUUCACCACCAGCUAUAAAAGAUAGGUUUUGUGACCUUUCUUUCAAUGGGUUAGGCGUGUUUUGUCAAAGUCUCGGCAUGUUCUUUUUUUUUUUUUUUGCUUGUUUUCACUUUGUCUCUAUGAUCGGUGCUAGGCACUCAUUUCUGUAGUUUUCCUUACAUGCACUUCCCUAUGAUCAAAAGUCAGUCAUACAGUAUGGGGCGUUCUUAUCACGUUUCCCUUUUUCAAAAAGAUAUGAUCUGCUGUGCUUGUGACCACAUGAAUCCUCGAUACAACGUUGCACAGCAGUGAAAUGUUAAAUGCUGGCAUUGCACAGGUUGUUGACAGAGCAUGACACAGCCACUAGAUGGCAGUGCAAGCAAAACUUUUACUUUUUAAAGCUAGAAUCAAAGUUUGAAAUUUUGGACAGCUGUUCAGACUGUUUUGUUAUAUCCUGUGUACUACACUCCUGUGUGUAGAAAUUAAGACUCUGUGACGGUGGUGUAGUCUACUUAGCAAGAGUAUUAAUGUGCUCAUUUCAUCUCAUAGUUAAUUGUUACACAGUAAACAUGGAUGUCAUUCAAGAUACGUCUUUUUUUUUUUUUUUUUUUUUUACUUUUUGCACAGCAAACAGAUUGAGUCUGGGUAUAACACUGGAAAGAUAAGUUUAUUUAAUAUUGUGAAUACUAAAAAAAAAAAAAAAAAGAAGAAACUUUACAUAUCCAAGUUAAUUUUGUAGCAGGAACAGAGAAAAGGUGUACACAGUUUAUAUGUGCACAUUCAGACUACACCACUGCUCUGUGGAGUAUAGAUUUAAAGCAUAGCAUUUGCACACAAGUAUCUCACAUGAGGUGGAGAUACUAUGACUGUCUUUAUGUACAUCCACCUUCUCACUGAAGCAGGUGGACAUGUGGUGGUGCUAAAUAUGGACAAGUUGCUGAUGAGAUUGAUAUGUCGUAGCACUGGUAAAGCACUAAUAUGAGUUUUCAAGUUUUUUUUUUUUCCUCUGUGACAUCUUUAAUGAGCUGACCUCUUAAUGGUGUUUAGUUCUGUACAGACGAAACAUCUUUGUAUUUUUUAACUGUUUGUGCGCAAUCUGGUCUUUUUCUGUUGUCACUGUUGGUUUUUGUGACUUAAAUGUUUUAUCACUGUGCAAACAAAAAUGAACAAACAAGUUACUGAAAACACACUUCAAAAUUAUUACUGUUUUGUGGGAAAAUAAUUGGUGUCUCAUAUCAUAAAAAAUGUGUCAUGAUUUACGUUCAGCUGAAGGUUUUUCAAAUAUUGGUGUGUGUUGGCAAGAAACCUUAGGUGCUAUCAUUUGGUUUGGCGUUUUUCUCUUAUUUUGAAGAAAUCAUGUUAAGUAGUUCUCUGUACAACAAAUUUUUCAUGACAAACUACCUGGUGUUAUAAAGCAGUCUGAAGUUUUACUGCAACAAAUACUUAUCUAGAUAAGCACCUAAGAACUAGAUAUUUAGAUCUUUCAAAAAUAUUUAAUACCAUAUCUAUAACUAAAUGAAAGGGAAAAAAGUGGUAUUGCCAUUUUAUACUUAUGUUUCUUUAUUUGAUUUUAAUCCUCCUACCAGGGAGAAUUACAAUCUGAAAGAUUUGUUCUUCUUCUUGAGUUUAAAAGUUUGUUGAAAUUUGUGGUGGAUACCAUGGAUUUAUGGCAUGGAAGACUGACUUAGUGGAAGACAGAGCUGGUGUACAGCUGCUAUCAGCCUUUGUUUGGUUUAAGAGAAAUUAAAGUCAGAUGUCUUUAGGAAAGUCUUCGUAAUUAGGACCAUUUGCUUGGGUUGAUGAGAUUUGAUUUAAAGGCUUGAUAUUGUGAGAUAUAGGAAUGACUGAAUAAAAGCAAUGUUGUAAAAUAGGAAGAUAACAAUAAGUUUGUCAGGUUCUCUGAUGUAACAUAAUGGUGAUGGUUUUUAGUGGUAAUAAAGCUAGGUUUAAUUCCUGGGAGGGGAAAGUAUUACAUGCUUCCCUCCUCUCUAUGAAGUAUGUUCAUAUUGGACCAUUCUGCAGGACACGAUUUACACAAUCCAAGUAUUGUGCUAUUUAGGUAGAGAGGUUAAGGUAUGGGUUUUGAGGCUGGGAUGGUGGAUGGGCUUGUAACAUGUUUGAUGACCUAUACCUCAGAACAAUAAUUAAUAUUUCCUUGUUUUGUGUAUUUAACUGCAACUACAUCUUUCCAAAACUUUAACGAAGUGGUUUUGCUUGGCUAACUUUAAUCAUACUGUAACUGUAUGGCACAGAUAUUGUGAGAUUAAUUAAUUAGAAACUGCUUGAGCCAGAUGUUCAAAAGCAUUUGCACUGAAUGCAAUUUUGAAAGCAGUCACUUUUGGUUUGGUUUUUAGCAGAUCUGGUCAAGAUCAGUGUUCAGUGUGGUGAACAGAUUGUUAUACAGACAUGUUUAGGUGCAGGGUUAGACGAGGUUAAACGAGGGAACUGGUUACGUAGGUACAGGUAGGUUUGGAGUGGUACGUGUUUAGGUAUUACACUGGAGAUUUACUUUGAAGGUUACGUUUUCUAAAUAUAGGAAUGGUUAUAUCUAUUAUGGGUUUGGUGUAGUUAUGGGUAGGGUUAAGAGGAAGGAAGCUGGUUAGUAACUGAUGUGCUCAGCUGCCAUACAGUGGCUCAUCUAUUCCCAUCAACUUUGUUCCAUGCCAUAAAAUGACUGGAUCUAGCUGUAAUAUUUAUCAAACAGAAACCACAACAUUUUGGAGAUUUGUUUGUUUUCCAUUUCAUCCUCAGUUAGAUAAAGACAUUAGUUAUCAACAUCUUUAAAUGUCUGAAAUCCAGGGACUUAUAUUUCAAUAGGUUUUGUUUCACUUUGAGCUGUGCAUACAAUCAAAUACCUCUACUUGUCUCUGCAUCACACUCAAAAUAGUACCUGUUAAAACAAUGUUUCUGUAACUUUCAUUUUCUCUGUUGUAGCUGUAUUGACUGGUCUCUCUGCUUUAAUCUAAAGCAUUUAGCUACCCUUAGUUAAUAGCCUAUUGCUGUAAGAAAAUACUGUUAUUGUAAAUGUUUAUUUACUGUAAUAAUUAUGCAACAACAUUCAGCUUUUUGUGUUUAAUCAGGCAUUAAAAUAGUUUCCAUUAGGAGUUACAUCUGAAAUAAACUGAUGGUUUCAAACA